Fusarium pseudograminearum CS3096 is the source of this 1488-nucleotide messenger RNA. RefSeq lists its product as uncharacterized. The coding region runs from base 1 to 1488 and encodes 495 amino acids. Gene Ontology annotation, molecular function: aldehyde dehydrogenase (NAD+) activity. The transcript is spliced from 5 exons. The record is from RefSeq and is a predicted model, not a curated record. NCBI's taxonomy places the organism in Eukaryota, Fungi, Ascomycota, Sordariomycetes, Hypocreales, Nectriaceae.
AUGGCAUCAACUACACAAAUCUCAUUACCUAACGGCAAGAAGUACGACCAACCGACUGGUCUCUUCAUCAACAAUGAGUUUGUCGCAGCUACAGGCGACGAGUUUGUCGUGACAAACCCACACACAGAGGAAGAAGUCAUCAAGCUCAAUGGCGCAUCAAAAGAAGAUGUCGACAAAGCCGUCCAGGCUGCGCGCAAAGCUUUUGAGGGCGAGUGGUCGGAGCUUGCUGCUGUUGACCGCGGCGCUUUUCUCUACAAGAUUGCUGAUCUGAUUGAUCGCGACCGUGAGCUCAUUGCCGCUAUCGAUGCCUUUGACAAUGGAAAGCCCUUCAGCGCCUGUCUGGCUGGUGAUCUCGACGAGUCUUACAACGUCUUCCGCUACUACGCCGGUGCCGCCGACAAGAUCAGCGGCAAGACUAUCGAGACUUCUCCAGCCAAGUUGGCAUAUGUCCUCCAAGAGCCUCUGGGUGUCUGUGGCCAGAUUAUUCCCUGGAACUUUCCCUUCAUGAUGCUGGCCUGGAAGGUUGCGCCCGCUCUGGCCUGUGGUAACACGGUCAUCCUUAAGCCCGCUGAGCAGACCCCGCUAUCUGCCCUGUAUUUUGGCAACCUAGUCAAAGAGGCUGGUCUUCCUGCGGGCGUUGUCAAUGUUCUUCCCGGUCUUGGCCCCUCUACCGGAAAGGCCAUUGCGGGACAUAUGGAUAUUGACAAGGUUGCCUUCACCGGUAGUACCAACACCGGCCGAGCCAUCAUGAAGGAUGCUGCGAAUAACUUGAAGAACAUCACACUCGAGUGUGGUGGUAAGAGCCCCUCUAUCGUCUUUGCGGACGCCGAGCUGGAGCAGGCUGUCAAGUGGUGCCACUUUGGAAUCAUGGAUAAUAAGGGAGAGGUCUGCACUUCUACCUCCAGAAUCUACGUCCACGAGGACAUCUACGACAAGUUCCUUGAGAAGUUCGUCGAAGUCACAAAGGAGAAUGACAAGCUCGGCGCUCCGUUCGACGAGUCAACUGUUCAGGGACCCCAGGUCUCCAAGACACAAUACGACCGCGUGCUUUCCUACAUCGAGGAGGGUCGCAAGUCUGGUGCUAAGCUUCUAUACGGAGGUAGCAAGUAUGGCGACAAGGGUUACUUUCUUCAACCCACAGUCUUUGCCGAUACAACCGAAGACAUGAAGAUCAUGAAGGAAGAGAUCUUCGGCCCCGUUGUUUCCAUCGCCAAGUUCUCCACCGACGAGGAAGCUAUCAAAAAGGCAAAUGACACUUCAUAUGGUCUUGCCGCGGCUUUGUUCACAGAAAAGAUUGCUCGUGCACACAAGGUUGCCCGCAAGCUCCAGGCUGGUAUGGUAUGGAUCAACUCGUCUGGUGAUUCCCACUUUGGUAUUCCAUUUGGUGGUUACAAGUCUUCAGGUAUUGGUCGAGAGUUGGGACAAUAUGCUUUGGACGCUUACACACAGCCCAAGGCUGUCCAUGUCAACUUGGGGUUUGAGCUAUAG